AUGGCUACCAUGCAGAAGUUCAUUGCAGCCUACGAUGCUCGGCAGGCGGUUCUUGCUGUGAGCACCAAUCCUUUCGCUAAAGGCAUUGCUUGGGUAGACGGAGAACUCGUUCCUCUACAUGAAGCACAUAUCCCUCUCCUCGACCAGGGCUUCAUGCAUAGCGACCUUACAUACGAUGUCCCUUCCGUCUGGGAUGGCCGCUUCUUCCGCCUCGAUGAUCAUAUUACUCGGCUCGAAGCUAGCUGCGUCAAACUACGCUUGAAGCUUCCACUGCCUCGCGAGGAAGUCAAGCAGACCUUGAUCGACAUGGUUGCCAAAAGCGGUAUCCGGGACGCGUUCGUGGAAAUCAUCGUGACCCGCGGCCUGAAGGGAGUUCGCGGUACUGAUCCCAAGGACAUCGUCAACCGCAUUUAUAUGUUCGUUCAGCCGUAUGUAUGGGUUAUGGAGCCUGAAGUACAGCCCAUCGGCGGUACAGCGAUUGUCGCACGUACUGUUCGUCGCGUUCCUCCCGGUUCUAUGGACCCAACUGUUAAGAACCUCCAAUGGGGCGAUCUGACUCGCGGGCUCCACGAAGCUGCCGAUCGUGGAGCAACCUAUCCUUUCCUGACCGACGGCGACACCAAUCUCACCGAAGGCUCUGGUUUCAAUAUCGUUCUUGUCAAAGACGGUGUCUUAUAUACGCCUCAGCUCGGUGUUCUUGAGGGUGUCACACGCAAGAGUGUCAUCGACGUUGCGCGAAUGAACGGUCUGGAGAUUCGUGUGGAGCUCGUGCCUGUGCAGAAGACCUAUGAGGCCGAUGAGAUUUUCAUGUGUACCACCGCUGGCGGUAUCAUGCCUAUCACAAGUCUCGAUGGUAAUCCAGUUAACGGUGGCGAGGUUGGUCCGAUUACGAAGAGGAUCUGGGAUGGGUAUUGGGAUAUUCAUUACGAUGAAGGGUUCAGCUUCGAGAUUGAAUAUAACGAUGGGAAUAGGAACACUUCAAGUGGCCCCGGUCUGUAG
Molecule: messenger RNA, 999 nt
Organism: Penicillium daleae
Lineage: Eukaryota; Fungi; Ascomycota; Eurotiomycetes; Eurotiales; Aspergillaceae
Product: aminotransferase class IV
Exons: 1
Coding region: 1-999 (332 amino acids)
Biological process (GO): carboxylic acid metabolic process
Molecular function (GO): catalytic activity
Source: RefSeq, a predicted model, not a curated record